Magnolia sinica is the source of this 724-nucleotide messenger RNA. RefSeq names its product deoxyuridine 5'-triphosphate nucleotidohydrolase-like. Gene Ontology annotation, biological process: dUMP biosynthetic process; dUTP catabolic process. Lineage: Eukaryota; Viridiplantae; Streptophyta; Magnoliopsida; Magnoliales; Magnoliaceae. Gene Ontology annotation, molecular function: magnesium ion binding; dUTP diphosphatase activity. The record is from RefSeq and is a predicted model, not a curated record. The coding region runs from base 28 to 564 and encodes 178 amino acids. The transcript has 3 exons.
UCAAUAGUCUGCAUUCCCACAACAAGAAUGGCCAGAGGAGAAAACGCCCAAAAUCACAGCCCUGAAAUUAAAGAGCCGUCACCAAAGAAGCGAAACCUUUACCUAAACGGCGUUGCUUCCAAUGGCUCUACCAACAUCCUCCCUCUUCUUAGGGUGAAAAAGCUCUCUGAAAACGCCGUUCUCCCAUCCAGAGCUUCCCUCCUCUCAGCUGGAUAUGAUCUCUCCAGUGCGGCUGUUUCAACUGUUCUGGCUCGAGGAAAAGCUCUUGUUCCUACGGAUUUGAGCAUUAGCAUACCUGAAGGAACCUACGCUCGUAUAGCACCGCGAUCUGGUCUCGCUUGGAAGAAUUCAAUUGAUGUGGCUGCUGGUGUAAUCGAUGCUGAUUACAGAGGUCCUGUUGGGGUCAUUUUGUUCAAUCAUUCGGAUGUGGAUUUCGAAGUGAAACCUGGAGAUCGGAUUGCUCAAUUAAUCAUUGAAAUGAUCAUGACGCCGGAGGUACUCGAGGUGGAUGAUCUGGAUUCUACUGUGAGAGGAAAUGGAGGUUUUGGAUCUACUGGAAUCUGAAUGCCCACGUGAUUCUCUGCAUUAAUGUCAUUGGCCUAAGCUUUUUCUUCUUUCUUUGAUCUUUUCUAACCGUUGAAUGUUAGAACUUAGCCGGAAGAAGACUUUUGUCGAAUGGUUUGUAGGCAGAGUUGUUACCAUCUCUAUUAGAAUAUUAUGAUAC